This is a messenger RNA of Ogataea parapolymorpha DL-1, 522 nucleotides long. Its product is annotated as Cytochrome b5 reductase 4. The coding region runs from base 1 to 522 and encodes 173 amino acids. Gene Ontology annotation, molecular function: heme binding. The record is from RefSeq and is a predicted model, not a curated record. The transcript has a single exon. NCBI's taxonomy places the organism in Eukaryota, Fungi, Ascomycota, Pichiomycetes, Pichiales, Pichiaceae.
AUGACGCCAUUGCCGGCGAAGGCUGACAUGAGUGCCAAGGAGAAACUCGAACAGCUGAAGAAGCAGCGAGGUGAAAACAUAGCUAGACUUGCUGCUCCUCAGAGAAGCUACCUGAGCCCUAAUGGUCCAGUGACGCCUAAUGUGACACCAACGGUUUCGCCAAUGGAUAGUAUAAUGACUGCCAACGCGCGCCGAAAAAUUAGCUUGAAGCCAGGACAUUCGCCAUUAGACUGGGAGACAAAGAAGAAGACUUCAAACAUGAAAGGAUGCAUUGAUCCUAGGGAUUUUCCAUUGCGAGUGACAAAGGAGGAGCUGAACAAACAUAAUAAAGAGCAUGAUUUUUGGAUAUGUCUAAAUCACAAGAUCUAUAAUCUAUCACCGUAUCUUGAUUAUCACCCUGGAGGUGUUGAGGUUUUAAUGAAGUGUGCAGGAAAAGACGGGACAUUUCUGUUCAACAAAUAUCACAGAUGGGUGAACUACGAAAGGAUCCUAGACGCUUGUUUUAUAGGUUUUCUGGUCUGA